AACUGAUGUAAAUGAAAGUGAUUUUCAACCAUAUGUCCCCAAGAACCGGCCUUGGCUUGUGGUGAUCCGACUUGAGAGAGAGGAUAAAACAUUUGUAGAAUGCACAGGAUCCAUUCUGAGCAAAAGCUGGAUAAUUUCUUCUAAGUCUUGUUUCUGUGGUGACAAGUUUGGAUGCAACGUGACUGCACGUGUAGCAAACUAUUCAGGAACAUACGCUUUCCCAGCUAAGGAAUAUACUGUUAGGUCUGAUGUAAAAACCUUGAAUAAAACUGAUUAUCCUUUCCUCAUCAGAAACCUCAACGCCAUACAGAUUCCAAUGAAGGAUAAAAGCAAGAUAAAGAAUGACGUUGUGAUGGUGAAGGUUGAUAUGCCCUUUGUUUGGUCUGAUGACGUAAUGCCAAUAUGUCUCCCUCAGGGUAAUUUUUCUGCAGACGAAUAUCAGAAAGUUUUUAUCAGUGGAUUUAAUUUUCAUUUCCAUAGAAAAGUUGCGCAAGCAGAUAAAUGCCACACAGUUGCUGGACCUAGAAAGGCGAUGUGUAAACAUUACUUGACAAAAAAUGAGCCUUCAAUCUUCAAGGGAUGCAACUUUGCAACGACAAUAAGAGCUCAGGAAUGUUUGAUGCUGCAACGGUUUAUGAACUGGUCCACGAUGCUGCCUAAUGAUUUAAAAAGUUUGAUUAUCAAGAAAAAUAUUUCACAGAUAGACCCAAAAGAAAGAGAGCGAAGAUUUCCAAACCAAACCAAUGAUAUUGUCAGUAUUCCCUGUUUUGAUGAGAACCCUGGACCGUAUGGAUGGUGUGGUACUUGUUUAAGUGAGGCUAGAAAAGGAGAACCUGGAUAUUGUGGAGAUGAUAAAGCCCAGGAAGGAGAAUCCUUGUAUCAAGCUGAGCUAUCUAGACCAUCAGAGUUUGGAGGCUGGGGAUUCUGUGACAAGGUCUGCCAGACUGCACAGAAAGCAAGGGGGAAUGAAUUACCGGUUCUGCUUGAAACAAUGCGUUUAGUUGAAUCAUCAGAAGAUUGCCAGAAACAUAUGCAGCUAAAAAUUGAUGCUGAUUUCAUGCACUUGUGUGUAGUAGCACAACAGCUAGCACAUAAACAGAUUGUAUACAGGAUGAUCAGGAAGAUUCAAUGAUUAGUACACCACUCAUGAGUUCGAUUGGUGACGCAGGAGCGCCCAUUUUUAACUACGUUAAUGAAAAAGUAAACAAGGAUGGCAGCACAACUGGAAUAGCAAACGCAGUUCUGCUUGGAAUUCUCAGCACUAAUCAAUAUGACCCAGUGACUGAUGCAAACCCCAGAGCCACAGCUUUCUCCAAAAUGGUUGAAAUUAAAGAGUUGAUAACUCGAGUCAAGCCUCUGCUCCUCUUUAUAAAGAACACUCUGAAUAAUAACACUUUACUGGACAGCGAGUGUUAUACCAAUGAAUAAAUAAUUUUGUAAAUAUCUAUAUUGAAAUAAAUGUUGAACUAAA
This is a messenger RNA of Eurytemora carolleeae, 1471 nucleotides long. RefSeq lists its product as uncharacterized. The transcript is spliced from 21 exons. Lineage: Eukaryota; Metazoa; Arthropoda; Copepoda; Calanoida; Temoridae. The record is from RefSeq and is a predicted model, not a curated record. The coding region runs from base 317 to 1132 and encodes 271 amino acids.